ACUCCAACUGUGCGUGCAGACUGUCAGGCCAUCAGCGGUUGCAUGUUCGUGUUGCUCGAGAAAUGACCUACUUUUCCUAUUUUGUAAUGCUCUUUACCUCAGCUUUACUUCUAUUAUGGCUUCAUAAGCAAAUUAAGAAAUACAGGAACUCUUUAGUGAAAGAUAUAAACAGAAAAUAUGUCUURAUAACUGGAUGUGGUGCGGGGUUUGGUCUUCAGGCUGCAGAACGUCUGGACAAGCUUGGAUUCCGAGUUUUUGCCACCUGCAGGACKAAAUCGGGKGAAGAAAACGUACGACAAAGGUGCAGCGACCGAGUGAAGACGUUUACAAUGGAUGUGACAUCUUCUGAAGAUUUAGUUAGAACAUACAAUGAAAUAAAGAAAGAAAUAUCAGCUGGUGAAGGGCUAUGGGGCUUGAUCAACAAUGCYGGUGURCUUCAAGUUGGKCCCAUUGAUUGGCAGCCACUAGACUGCUUUAARCACACAGUGAAUGUYAAUCUUUGGGGAACAGUUGCAACAACAAAGACUUUUUUGCCAUUGAUUAAACAGGCUAGAGGACGUGUGGUGAAUAUGGGCAGUACUCUAUGCAGAAUAGCCAUGCCUUAUAUGGCAUCAUAUACUAUCUCUAAAUAUGGACUAGAAGCGUUUACUGAAUCGCUAAGGCGGGAAAUGACUCCGUGGAAUAUCCAAGUGAUUAGUAUUGAAUCAGGWGGGCAUAAGACCAAGCUUAUUGAUGGUAAACGGCUUGCACAACAAUGGRCUGGUAUGUGGGAUGAAUUGGAUGAAGAUAUCAAAAAAGACUACAAUGAAGAUCGUGCACUUGAAGGUGCCAAAGAAAUGAUGCGRUUCGACUCUGUGAUGCCAUCGAGCAGUGAUGACGUCAUAAAUGCCAUCGUUACAGCAUUAACAGUGCAAGUACCCAACUUGCGUUACGUAGUAGGCCUCGAUGCCAAGGCUUUUCGGAUUCUCUCCAUGCUCCCAUCAUCAUGGAUGGACUGGGCUCUAUCUUUUGUGAUCAAGCCAAUGAAACCCAAUGUACAAUAGUGUCUAAUGUUGGGCRCAAAAGGCAUCCUCGGGAUUAGCCCAUAAUCAGGUCAGAGGAUUCUAUUCCACAGGAAGUCCGUCAAAGCGCAAGYUUGGAGGUCACGUGGUUAUAUAUGCGCAUGCAAAAUUAUAUGAAACAGUACGCGGUUCUGUGGUUCAAAUUGAAUUUAUUUUGAUAAUGAGUGAAAUGGUUAAGUUUUUCCAUUAUAAAUUUUUCUGCGUUGUUUUUGCAGAAUUGGAAAAGAAUUUUUAGACAUUAAGUACUAAUAUUUGUAUAAAAAGUGGUCAGAUAUGUCUUUUACGAGGAAUAUUUUGAAAUAGUAGAUAAAUAAGUGUUUUAUUUCCUACCUUUAAUAUCCGCACUGUCAGUUACUUGACAGAUUUUGAAAGCGGCUUCGUCAGUUAUAUCGCUACGAGAAAUCACAUCUUACUGAAUUGUGGUUAAUGGAAAUGAAUAUUUUAGUGGAAUCCAUAAUUUUUUCAUCCACUUUAAUUUUUUUAACGAUGUUUACUCGCAUAGGAGGUUAUGAAAUAACGUUAAAAAGUAUAGGAAAUAGGGUUUUUUAAGUUAAAAAAAAACGUUUUGAAAAUAAAAUGAUACACAUUAUGGAUAUAAAAAAGACUAGUYUUUAGCUGAUUAUCAUAGUAGUUCCAGCUCUGCUUCGUUCAGCC
This is a messenger RNA of Exaiptasia diaphana, 1715 nucleotides long. Its product is annotated as retinol dehydrogenase 7. NCBI's taxonomy places the organism in Eukaryota, Metazoa, Cnidaria, Anthozoa, Actiniaria, Aiptasiidae. The record is from RefSeq and is a predicted model, not a curated record. Gene Ontology annotation, molecular function: oxidoreductase activity. The transcript is spliced from 4 exons. Bases 63 to 1043 code for a protein of 326 amino acids.